UUCGCAGCCAGGACUCAGCCACCCAUCCUGCUAGCACGAUGACAUUCGUGCCAUCUCUCCAGGUUCUGCUGGUACUCAGCCUCACACCACAGCUGGUGCUUGGGAGUCCCAAGCAGUACUUUCUGAAGCAGAUUUUGGAGCCUCCCCCCUGCAGAUCGAAACCUGAGAACUGUUUGAGCUUCUGCACGUUGCAGGAGGAAUGCCCAGGAGACCUUCAGUGCUGCUCUGCGUACUGUGGCAUCGUCUGCGCAUCCAACAAGUUCCAAGACAACAAAAAGAUCAAGCAAAAGAGACCCAGGAGGCGUUAUGUUGACCACUGA
Messenger RNA from Perognathus longimembris pacificus (Pacific pocket mouse), 320 nucleotides. RefSeq names its product WAP four-disulfide core domain 13 (gene Wfdc13). The transcript is spliced from 3 exons. Gene Ontology annotation, cellular component: extracellular region. Gene Ontology annotation, molecular function: peptidase inhibitor activity. The record is from RefSeq and is a predicted model, not a curated record. Bases 39 to 320 code for a protein of 93 amino acids. NCBI's taxonomy places the organism in Eukaryota, Metazoa, Chordata, Mammalia, Rodentia, Heteromyidae.